Naegleria fowleri is the source of this 390-nucleotide messenger RNA. RefSeq lists its product as uncharacterized. The transcript is spliced from 2 exons. Gene Ontology annotation, molecular function: glutathione peroxidase activity; glutathione transferase activity. The record is from RefSeq and is a predicted model, not a curated record. The coding region runs from base 1 to 390 and encodes 129 amino acids. Gene Ontology annotation, cellular component: membrane. Lineage: Eukaryota; Heterolobosea; Eutetramitea; Acrasida; Naegleriidae.
AUGACUCUCAUUCAACAAUACCCACUCGUCGUCUCAGCAACUCUCAUCAAUUUGGUUCAAUACUUGUACACUGGAUUCAAAGUAGGAGGUGCUCGACAAAAGUAUGGCGUUAAGGCUCCAGCUACUACUGGACAUCCUGAGUUUGAAAAGCUCUAUCGUAUUCAAAUGAAUGGUCUUGAAUUCUUACCUGUGUUUUUGUCAUCUUUAUGGCUCUGUGCUCUCACUUCACAAAACGAUAAAUUGAGUGGUGCUUUGGGAUUGACCUAUGCUGUCGGAAGAGUUGUUUAUGGACUCGGUUAUCCUGAAAAGAGAGGACCAGGAUUCUUGAUCUUCUUUUUGAGCAUUGUUGGCUUGAUGGGUGUUUCUGCUUUCCAAUUUUUCAAAAAUUAA